Anopheles coluzzii is the source of this 4062-nucleotide messenger RNA. RefSeq names its product nuclear receptor subfamily 2 group E member 1-like. NCBI's taxonomy places the organism in Eukaryota, Metazoa, Arthropoda, Insecta, Diptera, Culicidae. The transcript is spliced from 4 exons. Bases 2272 to 3798 code for a protein of 508 amino acids. Gene Ontology annotation, biological process: anatomical structure development; regulation of transcription by RNA polymerase II; cell differentiation. Gene Ontology annotation, molecular function: zinc ion binding; nuclear receptor activity; RNA polymerase II cis-regulatory region sequence-specific DNA binding. The record is from RefSeq and is a predicted model, not a curated record.
CGCACAAUAGCAAUGAACUUGGCAUUCUCUCACAGGUGUUUCUCCAGUGCACGCCAUUGAAAGGCCUUCGUGCAUCUCUGCGUUGCACGUUGUGUGCGAAUGGUAAACUUUGUGCGUGCAUUGAGCUGGCGCGCAGUUGUUCUUUUCAAUGGGCGUUUUGUUUCAUGAGCGCGGCAGUAUUCUGUUCUCGAUUUUGAAGGGAAGACGCUUACUCGCGUACUCGUUGAUAGUUUUUAUCCAUGCGAUGUUUUCGCUGCUCGACAACGAUGUUAUUCAUCGCGUAUAGAAGUAGAACGCAGGCAGAGCACGGGAUCAGCCGUGUCCAAGUUUUUAACCAGCGCGUUCUUGACGGUCCAAGCAAGCAAUGUUAGUAACAAUGGGUCGAGGUAAACGUUGUACCGAUUAUCAGCGCCAUAUGUAAAAGCGAAUGGCUGCUGCUGGCAUUAAGCGCAAAAGGAUCGAGUUCGUAAUGGAACGAUCGCGCACUUUUGUGGCAAACGCGCUUCGGACAACCGAAACGUGCUUAGACAACUGAAACGCGCUUGGACAACCGAAACGCGCAAGUCAACCGGACGUCCUCAGAAGACCACGGCGAAAGAAGACCGUAACAUUGUUAAUAUAUCGAAAACACACUGAUCGCGAGGGCGGUGGUCCUGCUUAUCACACCAAAAACCUAACCCAAAGCACAAAAAAGCUACUUACAAAUCUAUCCGAAACGACCUACUUGUGAAACAAACACACACAUCAAUACACAUUCAAACAUACAUCCACACACACACACACACAUGCACACACACAUACACACACACACAUAAACACACAUACACACACACACAAACACAAACACAUACAAACCACUCAUAAACUUGGCCCAACGGGUGCACGGUGCGUUAAAAACCCAAUGCCCUAUCUUUCUGUCCGAUACUGUAGCACUGUUCAAUAAUGCAGUGGAAAAGGGGAGCAGGCAACCCGUCCGCACAUCGUUGUUUUGGGCAAAAAAAGGGAAAAUCUUGCUUCAAAAAACUUUACCCAUGGAAAAUGAUUUUCUCGUCUCCGACGUGAAUCCUUCUUUCGAAACUAAACUUUUUUAAACUCCUUUUCCCCAUCCAUCAUCGUCCUAGGCAACACAUUGCUUCACACACUGACGGACGAAUGCCGUUUUUGCUUGCUUGAUCCACACACACACACACACACACAUGUGUUGCUGCUCCGAACUUCCGCAGAAGUUCCUCAGUUCUCAUGAGUCACGUGCUGCCGCCGUCGAUUUACACACGCUUCAUUAUUAUUGCAUUUGAAGUGAUUUUCCGCCUUUCCCUCCAAAGUUUUUUGCUUUUUCCCCCUUUUUCGCCCUUUCAAUCGGGCCAGAUCGAACCGCUAUCGACAUAUCUCCCUCUCUCUCUCUCUCUCGCGUCCCGGAAGUCGACGUUUCGUCAAUGUAUGUAUCCUUAUGCGUUAUUAUUGAAACCUGUCCAAUUUACACGAGGGGUUGUUGGAGAAGGUUUAUGCAUUUUUGUUUUGUCACCGCUGCCAGCUACUGUUAAUGACGGCAUCAGGCCCAAUCCCCGUCUAGGGCGUUUGUGUAUGUUUGUUGUAUCCUUUUUUCGAUGAAAGGGAUAAUGCGGCACACGUGUGGUGGUGGUGGUUACUCGAGGGUACUUAUUCAAUGUUGUUCCUAUUCUGGCGUCACGUUUAACAGCUGGCAUUUGAUUCGGUUUGGUGCGCUUUUUUGGAGCAAUCUUUAUCUGUGUAUCUAUUUUCGUACCCAAAACAAUCGAGCCCCGGAGGUUAAAUAGAGCACGAGCGAGUCAUUAAGCGAACGCUAAUGUGAUGGCAUUUUGUGAUUCGAUAUCCUGUAUCUACGGUUCGGGUUCUAAUGACCGAUGCCUAUCGGGCAAUUAAGGCGCGAAAGGAUCGUAAUCAGGAAUGUACGAUCGUACGGAAAAUAUGGCACCAAAUGAACAGGUUUAUAGGACAUUGGAGGCUUCGGACAUUGGACAUUGGAGAUAUUAUUUCAAUAACAAUAUCACUAGACACUUAUGGAGAACAUGAAUUCCUAUUUGACACGGGUUUCAUACUUCCACAGUUGCACUCUUCGCAAAGUUGCACUAAAUCUUAACAACACCAACCCAGAACAUUACUUGAAGAUUCCAACUUUCCAUUUGAACGUCUUUACCAGAUGUUGCUCUUACCUUUUUACGAUCCAUGUUGUACUGAUAGGCAUGUUUUCCAUCCCUCGUUCAGGCUACUCCCGCCAGCCAGUGUGUCAUCUCCAUGAACGACAACAUCGUCGGUGGUGGCGGAGCAGGCGGUGGCAAGGUGUCAACCGGUGGGCCCGGUGCUCUGUGCAAGGUUUGCGGCGAUCGGGCCUCGGGCAAACACUACGGUGUGCCGUCCUGCGAUGGUUGCCGUGGUUUCUUCAAGCGCAGCAUCCGCAGAAAUCUCGAGUACGUGUGCAAAGAGGGCGGCAAGUGUGUGGUGGACGUUUCGCGACGCAACCAAUGCCAGGCGUGCCGAUUUGCCAAGUGUCUGCAGGCCAACAUGCGCCGAGAAGCCGUCCAACAUGAGCGAGCACCCCGGAACUGUACUCCGCUGACUGCGACCGUAAGUGGUCUCUCCGCACAUGGCGAUUACUACGCAGCCCGGACGUCCUUCGCCGCCCUGCCCCAGGCCAACCUAUUCUUCCCACUUCCACUGCAUAUCACAGCGGCAGCGGCUUCCGGACCAUUUGCGCCCAUCGCCGAUCCGGGCCGUUUUCUCUCGCCAUACGCGGCCCAGUCGCUCGCAGCUGCCGCGGCCAACUCCACCAGCUUUGAUCACUUUCCACCGCCAAUACCACCACCACCACCACCACCGGCACCAGCCACGACACGGAGGACUUCUCCGACGGCUUUUCAACCCACGUCCACGGGCUUAGCGCCGGGUUCGGGACUGGUGCAAGUGCCAGUGCCUCUGCCAGCUUCGACGGCGGUCUCUAAAGCGAACCUGGUGAGCGAGGGAAGCCAGAUGACCACCACGAUCACGGAAUCCAUGUUCAACAGCAUCACGGGAGACUCGCUGGUUCUUCCGGCACCGCCACCAAUCCACUCGAUCAGUUCGAUCCUAAGUCUCAGCUCGGCGAAGGAGAACGAAGUCAGCAGCACGGGUGAGGAAAGUCCUCCCCGUGGCUCGAGUGGCCAGCAGCAGCAGCAGCAGCAGCAGCAGCAACAGCAGUACCAUCAUUCGGUAUUGUUUGGCCAACCAGGCAGUAUCACCGGUUCGAUGCACGCCGUCAAGAGCGAAACAGACAUGCUGCUAGAGUCUGCCGCCAAGCUGCUCUUUCUGGCAGUGAAGUGGGCGAAAACGGUGCCCUCGUUCCUGCAGCUGCCCGCCAACGAUCAAAAGCUGCUGCUAGAGGAGGCAUGGGCCGAACUGUUCGUUAUCACUGCCGCACAGUGGGGAUUGCCGAUCGACAAUGAAUUCAUUGCGCGGAAUCCACAGGCCGUGAAGCUGCAGAGCGCCAUCCAGCAGUUUGGCAUCGCACGGGUGGACUAUCGCGAGGCGGCCUGCCUGAAAGCGCUGGUACUGUUCCGACCGGAUCAACCCCGACUAUACGCUGCGCACGAGGUUUUGCUGCUUCAAGACCAAACCGUUGCACUGCUGCACGAAAAGUGUGGCGGCGUCAGGUUGGGCCAUCUGCUGCUACUUCUGCCGGCCAUUAAGGCCGCGGCCAAUGCGAAGGUACUGCAGGAGAUGCUGUUUCGCAAAACGGUCGGUGAAGUGGCGAUCGAGCGUCUGCUGCUGGAUCUCAUGAAAACAUAACGCAUGGUGCGUUAGUUUACUCUUAAAUGUAGCAUUUAGCGGAUGUAGUGCCGGUAUGGGUCGAAUAGAAAAUGUCGUAGAAUUAGCGCCCUUUCGUGUUAGAUGGAGUUGUAUUAGUGUGUUCCUUAGAAAUAAAGUAAGUGACCGUGUACAGAACUUCAAAAGUGCAGUUCAUGUGUAUGAAAACAGGAAAUAAAACCCUAAUCAAAUACUAUCUAAAUCUUACUCACUGUUUUCUGCUUUUCGUCUAGUCUCUUCGUCCGC